AUGGCUACUAAUUUUUCUCGAUUAUCUCCAAUGCCAGCAUUACGAGACUUUAUUCAUAUGUAUAAACUACGUGCCAAAAAAAUACUCUCACAGAAUUAUUUAAUGGAUAUGAAUUUAACACGAAAGAUAGUACGUAGUGCUGGCAUACAAGAAGGUGAUUGUGUUGUGGAAAUAGGGCCAGGACCAGGUGGUAUAACACGUGCAGUAAUUGAAAUGAACUGCAAUCGUUUGGACGCAAUUGAAAUCGAUAAGAGAUUUCUGCCACCUCUGCAGCAUUUGACAGAAGCUAGCGGAACACGUUUGUUCGUUCAUCAUGCUGAUGCAUUAAAAACUGAUAUUGGCAAUAUCUGGAAGAAUAGUAACGAUUUAUCACUGGAUAUGAACAGAGCUGCGUGGAAUGAUGAAUGUCCUCGUUUACAUGUGAUUGGUAAUUUACCGUUUCAUAUUGCAUCACCUCUAAUUAUCAAAUAUUUACGUGAAAUGCAUAAUCGAACAAGCGCAUGGUCUUAUGGACGUGUACCGUUGACGUUAACAUUUCAAAUGGAAGUUGCACGUCGAAUAUGUGCACCGAUCGACUCGGACUAUCGAGCGCGCAUAUCGAUCAUGUCGAAUUUCGUUUCAGUACCAAGUAUACUUUUUCAAAUACCCGGGAAUUGUUUUGUUCCAAAACCAAAAGUAGACUUAGUUGAGAAAAUAUGCCGCCAUGUAUUUCAUUACCGCCAGAAGUAUGUAAUCAAGUGUUUACGUACCUUAUAUCCACCGACGUUAUCGGAUUCGCUAUCGCAUGAAUUAUUAUCAGAAUGUCGAAUCGCUCCGUCAACCAUCUCUAUCCAACUUGGCAUGGAGCAAUUCGCGGAUAUUUGUUAUGCGUACGAGGAACAGUGCAAACGAUAUCCCGGUUUAUUUCUUUAUGAUUAUACGAAACCGAAUCGAGAAUUGGAUCACUUAUCACGUCUUGCAAAUGCUUUACCCCCACUGUAUUCGUUUCGAGACAGUUUUCGAAGUGUUAAUAACGGUGUUUCGUUGUCAAAUUCUGAAAGCAUUUUUCACUGA
Molecule: messenger RNA, 1053 nt
Organism: Anisakis simplex (herring worm)
Lineage: Eukaryota; Metazoa; Nematoda; Chromadorea; Rhabditida; Anisakidae
Source: the annotation of a GenBank genome assembly